This is a messenger RNA of Porites lobata, 901 nucleotides long. The record is from the annotation of a GenBank genome assembly. Lineage: Eukaryota; Metazoa; Cnidaria; Anthozoa; Scleractinia; Poritidae.
AUGAUAUCGAGGGCCGAUUUAGAAAAAUGCAAAAAAAGCGAAUUAAAGUUCUGGCUUAACUGCCGUGGCUUACGUUAUAAGUCAACAGAAACAAGAGCUGAACUUCUUUCAAGGUAAACGUUUAUUAUAGACCAACUUGUUUUUAGUUUUGAUUGUUUAUGCGGCGUUUUUGUCAAACGAAAACGAUAACAUUAAUGCGAUAAUUAAGCUUAUUACCGACGUGACCUCUCUUGAAGGUUUGUAAGUUUGUUUGCACCGAUUACCUUUCAAAAUGUACUAUAAUACUAUCUCCAUUGAAUGUUUCUGUUUUCGAUCAUUAGCGUUUAAGUAUUUAUGUAUCGCUUUUAGGGUAAGACAGAACUUGGAUAAAGAUUUUAUUCUGAUCGACCCUGAUCCCGGGAAAGCAUACACACGAGCAAAAAAAAAAAGCAAGAUGCAGAUUUUGUUCUGGGAGGAGCAGCUUAGAAAUCCAGAAAGCCAAGAGCCCGAAGCACUGGUUACAGAUACAGAUGUAGACGUUGAAGAGAGCUGGAGUACUGAUACCUCAGUUCUUCCAAAGCGUUUUUCUUACCUUAAUAUUGUUGAACAUGCCAAAAAAUCCGGAAGAGAAGCAAAAAGCUAUGUUGAAAAGCCCCUCGAAAAGGGGUACAAGUUUUUCUAUGAAAAUUAUUGUCACGAUGUUUUAUGUAAGCUUGAAGAAAAUGAAAUCCAUGUAAAAGGGAAGUGCUUUAGAUCACAAAAGAAAAAUGAAAGGCCUCAUAAUGUUACUCUGAUACUGUUAACUACUGGAGAUGUUAAGAGGGCUAAGUGUUCAUGUCCAGCAGGUGCAAAUGGGUAUUGUAAUCACACCAUGGGUUUAUUAUAUCUGAUUGAUCAUGUCAUUAAAUUAAAGGCCCCCUGA